GCAAAAUUCAAGAUGGAGGAUUGGGUGCAGUUAGUGGACAUAACAUCUUUGUUCCAUAAACAUUUCUAAAUUGUUUAUUUUAAAUAUCUAUGUUUAUUCAAAUAACAUUUAUGAAAACGUUUUAUGAUAAAAUCGUUAUUUUAUUAUAUAAUGUACAUGAUACGUUUUCAUUGUGUCAUUUGAGAAAAACAGGUACUUUUUUAAAAAAAGUUUAUAUUCAAUAAUGUAUUACGUCAUAUUGAAUACAAAAUCAUUGUGUCAAGUUAAUUAAGUGCAAUUAAAGUCAGUAUUUAUAAAAAAUAGUGCUAGAAAUGUCUAGAUUCGUUUGCGUAUGAGGUUCAGCUAAUAAAAAAAAAAAAAUCAAAAUGGCGACACUCAUUGACAACUACGAGCAACAAUACGCGAUUUUGACAGCUGACAUAACUGCCAAAAUUGGUAGAAUAUCAGUUUUAAAUGGCAGUGAGAAAAGGCCAUUUAUUCAAGAUGUUGAUCGAGAACUUGAAGAAGCACAAGAGCUGCUUGAGCAAAUGGAAUUGGAAGUACGUGGUGUCUCAGGCUCAGCAAGAGAUCGUCUCCGUGGUAGAGUCGAGAGUCAUAGAGCAGAACUCAAAAGAUUAACACAAGAAUUUGAAUUAUCAAAGAAUCCAAAAAAUGAAGUCAUCGAUUUGGGUAUGGAAGAGAUAUGGGACAAUGGAAUAACUGAAGAGCAAAGAAAAAGAUUACUCGACGCUUCAGAGAGAAUAGAUCGUACUGGAAGAACUUUACAAAAUGGUUAUCGAAUGGUUCUUGAGACCGAAGAAAUUGGUACUCAAGUUUUAAAAGAUCUUCACGACCAAAGAGAAACAAUUCAAAGAAGCAGAGGAAGGUUACGAGAUACAGAUGCAGAACUUGGACGUGGAUCUCGUCUAUUGUCUGGAAUGAUAUUCAGGGCUCUUCAACAGAGGCUAAUCUUGGCUGGUGUUACACUUGUAUUAAUAUUUGUAGGUUGUUUUGUUAUUUAUUAUAGUUUUAAGAGUUAAAUUAUUGUGCCUCGACUGAUAAAUCCAAAAAAAAAAAUGGAGUUAACCAAGGAUUGAAUCCUACCUCCUAUUUUGGUGUUCCGCGUUUUAAUGUACUCUUGUCUAUAAAGUCAAAGUAAUUUGCGAAGCAAUGCUUCAGCAAAAGUGACUCUUCAAUUUAUUUAUAGAAUCACGUCACUACAACUGACAAGACAAACACGUGACACAUUAUAUGUAUCAUGAACUUGGACAUUUGCCAUCUACGUCGAGUAAAUGGUAUUUCUUAAAGUUAUUGAAUAAGAGGGUUGAAAAACCCUCUAAAUUGUCCCCUUUUUUUUAAAGAAAUGAGUGGACUGAAAAUUUCAAAAGUUAAACUCGUCAUUUAAUUGACGACUCUAGUCAUUUUACAUUCCUAUUUAGUAUUUAAAAAGAAAUUUCAACUAAUAAAUUGUUCCCAAUUAUCUUAAGUUUCCUGUUAAAAAAAUAAACAGUUGGAAAGUAAAAAAUUCCCUUAAAUCUUGUGGAUGUUUUUAUUUAUUUUUUUUUUUUAUUCAACAGUGUCUGUUUUCUUUUCAUAAAAAAUGUAAUCACUUCUCGCGAUAAAUACAUGAUCGUUUCACUAUUUAAUUACGCUAAUGCACUUCACUAUUUAAAACUACACUUUCAAACGCACUUUUUUAAAAUUUUUUUUUGGAGAUACAUACUUGAGUAAAAAGAGUACUUCUGUGUUUUUUUUUUUUGUACAUAACUGACGUGAAUGGAAGAAAAAGGAAGGCGAAAAAUUAAUUGUAAAUAAGACGUUGAUGGUUAUUUGUGAAUGUAUAAUGUAAUUUGUAAAAGAAAUAAGCAAGCUUAUAACAAUAUCUCGAUUUUAUUAUUAUCUAUCACGUUAUUAUCAGAAGCCUUAAUGGCAUUCUUUUUGUGAUCGUCUCACGACGCUAUGUACCGAUGAGGAAGAAAAAAAAAGAUAUAAUAAAAAGAUAUAUAUCAGAA
Leptopilina boulardi is the source of this 1991-nucleotide messenger RNA. RefSeq names its product vesicle transport through interaction with t-SNAREs homolog 1A (gene Vti1a). Gene Ontology annotation, biological process: vesicle fusion with Golgi apparatus; retrograde transport, endosome to Golgi; intra-Golgi vesicle-mediated transport. The transcript has 4 exons. The record is from RefSeq and is a predicted model, not a curated record. Gene Ontology annotation, cellular component: endoplasmic reticulum membrane; ER to Golgi transport vesicle membrane; late endosome membrane. NCBI's taxonomy places the organism in Eukaryota, Metazoa, Arthropoda, Insecta, Hymenoptera, Figitidae. The coding region runs from base 366 to 1019 and encodes 217 amino acids. Gene Ontology annotation, molecular function: SNAP receptor activity; SNARE binding.